This is a messenger RNA of Pecten maximus, 2592 nucleotides long. RefSeq names its product mucin-2-like. NCBI's taxonomy places the organism in Eukaryota, Metazoa, Mollusca, Bivalvia, Pectinida, Pectinidae. The record is from RefSeq and is a predicted model, not a curated record. Bases 1 to 2592 code for a protein of 863 amino acids. The transcript has a single exon.
AUGGCCUCAAACACUCACCCUACAUCAACACUCACCCUAACCUCAACAACUCACCCUACCCUCAACACUCACCCACCCUACAUCAACACUGCAUCCCUACCUCAACACUCACCCUACCUCAAACACUCGCUCCUACCUCAACACUCACCCUACCAUCACACUCACCCACCUCAACACCACCCUCGAACACCUACGAACACACCACCUCAAACACCCUACCACAAACAACUCCCCUACCUCAACACUCACCCUACUCAACACUCACCCUACCUCAACACUCACCUAUCUCAACACUCACCCUACAUCAACACUCACCCUACACUACAACACUACAAACCCUACCUCAACACUCACCCUACCUCAACACUCACCCUACCUCAACACUCACCCUACCUCAACACUCACCCUACCUCAACACUCACCCUACCUCAACACUCACCCUACCUCAACACUCACCCUACCUCAACACUCACCCUACCUCAACACUCGCCCCUACCUCAACACUCACCCUACCUCACACCACCCUACCUCAACACUCCCCUACCUCACCUACCAACACCCUACCUCACCACCCUACCAACACUACACACCUACCCAACACCUACCAACACUCAACACCCUACCUCAACACUCACCCUACCUCAACACUCACCCUACCUCAACACUCACCCUACCUCAACACUCACCCUACCUCAACACUCACCCUACCUCAACACCACCCUACCUCAACACUCACCCUACACCUCAACACUCGCCCUACCUCAACACUCACCCUACCUCAACACUCGCCCUACCUCAACACUCACCCUACCUCAACACUCACCCUACAUCAACACUCACCCUACCUCAACACUCACCCUACAUCAACACUCACCCUACCUCAACACUCGCAACAUCACCUACACAUCCACUAACAUCACCCUACCCAACACUACCUACAUCAACACUCACCCUACCUCAACACUCGUCCUACAUCAACACUCACCCUACCUCAACACUCACCCUACCUCAACACUCGCCCUACAUCUCAAACCCACUCUCACACUCCCCUACCUCAACACUCACCCCUCACACUCCAACACUCCCCUACCUCAACACUACCUACCCUCACACUCACCUACUCAACACUCGCCCUACCUCAAACUCCCCUCAACAACUCCUCCUACCUCAACACUCACCCCUACAUCAACACUCCCCCUAACCUCAACACUCGCCCUACCUCACACUCACCCCUACCUCAACACUCACCUACCUCAACACUCGCCCCUACCUCAACACUCACCCCUACCCUCAACAUCGCCCCUACCUCAACACUCACCCUACCUCAACACUCGCCCUACCUCAACACUCACCCUACCUCAACACUCACCCUACCUCAACACUCACCCCCUACCUCAACACUCACCCUACCUCAACACUCACCCUACCCUCAACACUCACCCUACCUCAAACACUCAACUCCUACACUCAACACUCGCCUACUCAACACUCACCCUACCUCAACACUCACCCUACCUCAACACUCACCCUACAUCAACACUCACCCUACCUCAACACUCACCUACCUCAACACUCACCCCUACCUCAACACUCGCCCUACCUCAACACUCACCCUACCUCAACACUCACCCUACCUCAACACUCGCCCUACCUCAACACUCACCCUACCUCAACACUCACCCUACCUCAACACUCACCCUACCUCAACACUCACCCUACCUCAACACUCGCCCUACCUCAACACUCACCCUACCUCAACACUCACCCUACAUCAACACUCGCCUACCUCAACACUCCCCUACCUCAACACUCGCCCACCUCAACACUCACCCUACCUCAACACUACCACUACCUCAACACUCCCCUACCUCAACACUCACCCUACCUCAACACUCACCCACAACAUCAAACUACUCAACAGCCACCUCAACACUCACCCUACCUCAACACUCACCCUACCUCAACAUCACCUACCUCAACACUCACCUACUCAACACUCACCCUACCUCAACACUCACCUACAUCAAAACUCACCUACCUAACACUGCCUACAACACUACCUACCUCAACACUCACCUACUCAACACUCGCCCUACCUCAACACUAACCCUACCUCAACACUCACCCUACCUCAACACUCACCCUACCUCAACACUCGCCCUACCUCAACACUCGCCCUACCUCAACACUCACCCUACCUCAACACUCACCCUACCUCAACACUCGCCCUACAUCAACACUCGUCCUACCUCAACACUCGUCCUACCUCAACACUCACCCUACCUCAACACAUCACCCCUACCUCAACACUCGUCCUACCUCAACACUCACCCUACCUCAACACUCACCCUACCUCAACACUCACCCUACCUCAACACCCACCCUACCUCAACACUCGCCCUACCUCAACACUCACCUACCUCAACACUCACCCACCUCAACCACCUACCUCAACCUAACCUAAACACUACCCUACCUCAACACUCACCCUACCUAACACUACCCUACAUCACCCUCAACAUAACACCUACUCACACCUACCUCAACACUCGCCCUACAUCAACACUCACCCUACCUCAACACCACCCUUAA